CCUGCCUCCCUGGCAACCGCCACCUGGUCCCGCCCCCUCCUCAUGCGACCUACGCAGCCACACAGCUGCAGCGGGCCGGCGAACAUUGAGUCUCCUGGGACAGGAGGGCCACCGGGGGGCGCCGAGGCGACUCCUGGCCCUAGUCUUUUAAAUCUGCUUGCCGGCGAGGAGAGAGGUGGACCGCUGGCAUUGUCAACCCCGGAACGCACUGAGUCCUGCUGCGCACGGAUAUCCGCCGAGACCCCGUGCUUAGCACCGUCUAACCGGAACCCAGCCAUGGUGAAUGAGGCCAGAGGGAGUGGCGGCCCCCACCCCCGCUCUGAGGGCAGCAGCAGUGGCAGUGAGAGCUCCAAAGACAGUUCAAGAUGUUCCACCCCUGGCCUGGACCCCGAGCGGCACGAGAAACUCCGAGACAAGAUGAAGCGGAGGAUGGAGUCUGGUGACAAGUGGUUCUCCCUGGAAUUCUUCCCUCCUCGAACUGCUCAUGGAGCUGUUAACCUUAUCUCAAGGUUUGACCGGAUGGCAGCAGGUGGCCCCCUCUUCAUUGAUGUGACCUGGCAUCCAGCAGGGGACCCUGGCUCAGACAAAGAGACCUCCUCCAUGAUGAUCGCCAGCACUGCUGUGAACUACUGUGGCCUGGAAACCAUCCUGCACAUGACCUGCUGUCGGCAGCGCCGGGAAGAGAUUACCAGCCAUCUUCAGAAAGCCAAGCAGCUGGGUCUGAAGAACAUCUUGGCUCUGAGGGGAGACCCCACAGGUGACGAGUGGGAGGCAGAGGAAGGAGGCUUCAACUAUGCUGCAGACUUGGUGAAGCACAUUCGGAGUGAGUUUGGAGACUACUUUGACAUCUGUGUGGCAGGUUACCCCAAAGGCCACCCCGAGGCAGGGAGCUUUGAGGAUGACCUGAAGUACCUGAAGGAGAAGGUGUCUGCAGGCGCUGAUUUCAUCAUCACCCAGCUCUUCUUUGAGGCCGACACCUUUUUCCAUUUUGUUAAGUCCUGCACGGAGAUGGGCAUCACCUGCCCCAUACUUCCUGGGAUCUUUCCUAUUCAGGGCUACUCCUCCCUUCGGCAGCUUGUGAAGCUGUCCAAGCUGGAAGUGCCACAGCAGAUCAAGGAUGUGAUUGAGCCAAUCAAAGACAACGAUGCUGCCAUCCGAAACUAUGGCAUUGAGCUGGCUGUGAGCCUGUGCCAGGAGCUCCUGGCCAGUGGCCAAGUGCCAGGCCUUCACUUCUACACCCUCAACCGCGAAAUGGCCACCACAGAGGUGCUGAAGCGCCUGGGCAUGUGGACUGAGGACCCCAGGCGUCCCCUGCCCUGGGCCGUCAGUGCACACCCUAAGCGCCGAGAGGAAGAUGUGCGUCCCAUCUUCUGGGCCUCCAGACCAAAGAGCUACAUCUACCGCACCCAGGAUUGGGACGAGUUUCCCAAUGGCCGCUGGGGCAACUCAUCCUCGCCAGCCUUCGGGGAGCUGAAGGACUACUACCUCUUUUACCUGAAAAGCAAAUCCCCCACGGAAGAGCUGCUGAAGAUGUGGGGUGAGGAGCUCACCAGCGAAGAGAGUGUCUUUGAAGUCUUUGCGAGCUAUCUCUCUGGAGAGCCCAACCGGCAGGGCUACAAGGUGACUUGCCUGCCCUGGAAUGAUGAUCCCCUGGCGCCCGAGACCAACCUGAUGAAGGAGGAGCUGCUUCGUGUGAACCGGCAGGGCAUCCUUACCAUCAAUUCCCAGCCCAACAUCAACGGAAAGCCGUCCUCUGACCCCAUUGUGGGCUGGGGCCCCAGUGGGGGCUAUGUCUUCCAGAAGGCCUACCUAGAGUUCUUCACUUCCCGAGAGACAGUGGAGGCACUCCUGCAGGUGCUGAGAAAGUACGAGCUCCGGGUCAAUUACCACAUUGUGGAUGUGAAGGGUGAGAACAUCACCAAUGCUCCUGAACUGCAGCCCAACGCCGUCACAUGGGGCAUCUUCCCUGGGCGGGAGAUCAUCCAGCCCACGGUAGUGGAUCCUGUCAGCUUCAUGUUCUGGAAGGAUGAAGCCUUCGCCCUGUGGACUGAGCAGUGGGGCAAGCUGUAUGAGGAGGAGUCUCCGUCCCGCAUGAUCAUCCAGUAUAUCCACGACAACUACUUCCUGGUCAACCUGGUGGACAAUGAGUUCCCGCUGGACAACUGCCUGUGGCAGAUAGUAGAAGACACAUUUGAGCUGCUCAACAGGCCUGCCCGGAAUGAGCAGGAGACAGCCACUCCGUGACCCUGUGGCCUGACAUCGUUAGCUGGGCCACUUGGUCUCUCCUGCCUUCCUCUCCGUCCUGAUUCUCCUGGAACCCUUGUCUCUCCCCAACCCCUGGCCUCCACUCCCCACAUGAUAAUGGCAGCUAGACUGUGGGAGGUGUUCCAGGCUCUGGCUGGACCUGAGACACCACAUGGGAGCCUGUUGGUGCUCUCUGGUGGUAAGCACCACCCUCCAGGAAGACUGGCUGUUGCAAGCGAGCCCUUGCACCACGGCAGCCUCUGGGAGUUAUCCUGGGACCCAGUGUGAACUUGGGGUGCUUGGGGCCUGUGGGCAGAGUGAAAACAGGCAGCGCUCACGCAUGGUGUUGAGGACAGUAUAGCAGAGCAAAGGUGCCACACACUUCCACCUCCUAGACACUGGCAUCCGGGCCCAAUCACAAGUUCUAUUUGUGAUCGAGCAGAGAGACACUCUGCUAGCCACACACCACGCCUCGGGAUGGGCCUGGGCUGACACCUAACAAUGCAAGUAUUUCUUGCCACCUUCGGCCUGAGAGGCUGGGUUUUUCUCCCCUCCCCAGGGCUGUGCUUUGAAAUGGUCAUCUGUUCUGGUGACUGGAGGUAGAAGUGCCCUGUAUGGUAAAGGCAGUCCUGACCCCAGUGGUUGGUGGGCCCUUGACCUCCCUUCUGCCUGUUAACUGUCAGAGGCAGAGAUGAGGUCCACUGGAUCGGGGCCCAGCUCUCCUGGAUUGAAUGCAGUCCAGCCCUCGCUCAUUUCUAGGUAGGUGCUCCUGCCAGCUGGUGGCCCCUCUGUUCAGCCUGGCCUGAAAUUGUCUCCUGGCACUCAUCCCGGGAGUCAGCCUGCAGACUCUGCUGCCUGGAGCAGUGACCAGCAGGUACAGACCACUGCCGGGUCCUGGCCCCAAGCCUACUGGGUGUGGCUUGGCUUGAUGGAAGGAGGCCUGAACCAGGUGGGGGGUGUCGGCAGAGUAGAUGAGGACAGACAGAAGAGAGGGUUUCUUCCCUCCCCUCCUAGGUCCAGCUGCCUACAGCAGCCUUUAGGAGAGAUGGAAAAGAAGCAGCUGGGAUGAGGAGGGCCUUUUAUUUCUUCUAGAACACAAUUCAGCAGCAGUAAUGGGAUGUCACUUCCAGGGUCAGGUGAUAAAAGGUCUAGCUUCUAGCUGAGGCUAGUUCCCUCACCUCCUUUAGGUAAGCAGAUCAGGUGUUACCGUGCUCCCAGGUCUGUGGGGCCCAUUUGUUGUGAAGGCUGGGCUCAAUUCUGGUUUUUUAUAACAUGGGAACAAGUUGCAGCUGCAACUGGGCCCCUUGCUCUGCCCCAAGCCCACCACACCUGGGGCUUGGGCAGUUGCUGGCCUGCUUCCAGGGAUCCUGGGGUCUGGCCUGCUCAGGGGACUCAUAUUGUUGCUGGCUUCUCUCCUGGGGUUCCUGGCUGCUAGGUGCUGGUGCCACUUCUCAAAGGCCUGGAAUCAGGGAGGGGCAGGAAAGGCUGUUUGUCUCAGGCUCCUUCCAGAGUCUGCUCUGCCUGCUAGAGUGACACCUGUGCCCAACUGGGGUCCCCACUAAAAGGCCCCUCCCUCUGCCUCAGGCAGUCAGCCCAUCCUCCCCCAGGACAAAUGACAGGCUCAAAUGAAAGCACAGGUACUUAAGCACUCAGACCCUACAGGGGCUGGCUUGAACGGCCAUUGCCACAGGCUCAGCCUUAUUGUUCCAAGAUUGAGGGACAGUUACACUAGGCUGAGUUCAUGGCCACCAGUCAAAUCAAGGGCUCCAGCAUCCAGGCUGUGUAUGUAGAAGGAAACUGACCCUUGCACUGAAACAAAGGGACCCUGAGGUGGCCAGCAGGGAAGACCCCAGCUCAGCACAGGACAGAGAUGGCACUGGUUUUGGAAGGCUGCCUGGCUGAUACCUGGGAAAGGACCCAGCUGUCCUCUUCCUGCUGUAGCCGCCUGGUCACCUGCAGCUGCAGGACCUGCCUCUGCCACACGCUCCAGGCCUGCCUCAGCUGCCACUGUCUGAGCUAUGGGGAGAAUUGACAAAGAAGGCCUCAUGCUUUCAGCAGCCCCAGCCCUUCUGCACUCUGCCACACCAGGACAAAAGGGUGUGAGACAAGGGGUGUCAUCGGGGGUGCAAGCAGAUGUUUCACCCCCAGUGUUUCAGACAGCUUGAGAGACUGUUUCUAGGGUUAGGCUGAGGAUAGGAUCAAGAGGGUAAUGCACCCUGGGGCAUCUGCAGGGUGGAGUGGAGAGGGGCCAAGCCCACGCACCAGGGCCCAGGACAGCCGCUCCACCCCUUGAGUGUGUACCCAGCUCUACCACGUCACUGCCAGGACCCUGGCCUGCUGGGAAGUCUGGAACCUGUGAAGCAGAGCCUCAAGACGCCAGUGCUGUAGGUACUUCCUCCUUGUGACCCAAAGCAUUAGAGGGAUUAGGACAUCUUCAAGGCCAGGCCUGGGCUUUCUCCUCCCCCACAUGCACAGCUGCUCCUACCCCAGCUUCCUUGGAGGGGUCUCCCUUUGGCAUUGGAGGGCCCUGGCCUCAGAACUGCAGAGCCCUCUUGGUCCUAUAGGAAGCUGGCUGGGAGCCCAGCUAUGGCAUCCGGGCCACUGCAGCCAGAGCUGGAAGGCAGGGUGGAGGGGUGGCUGUUUGUCCCCUGGAAAUGGGAGUUGGGUCAGAAGAGGUUAAUACCUUAGUUAAGAGGGCAGCUGUCCCCUCAGCCACCCAGAGGCUGAUAAUACUGAAGAGGAGCAAAGGUUCAGCCUCAGCCCUUCCCCCUCCUCCUCAUCACCCGGGCCUCCAGGCUCCAGGCUGCAGGCUGCUACCCAGAGAAAUAACAGACAGGAAGGAGAAACAAGAUUAAGACGAGGAAGUGGGGUGGGGAAUGCAGUGAACACACUGGAAGGAUUGGCCUGAGGGCUGGUAGCCACCGGGGGCUGCUCUCAUACACUGAGCCCGGGAUGUGGGUGUGUCCCUCUGUGUCUUCUGUCCACUGCAGCUGUGUUGCCCUGUUGGCACAGGCCCUGCACCCUGUGUCCAGCAGCUGUGGGUCUGUGGGAACAGCCAGAGAUGGCAAAACGGAACCCAGUGAGCUUGGAUCUCCUGGGGCCUGUCCCUGUCCUUGGUGAGGCUCACCUUGUGUGUGGCCUCCUCAGCUCAUCCUCCCACCUGGCUGGAGACAUCCAAGUAGAGGGGUGGACUAGUAAUAGCUGCAGGGGCCAGGUCCAGCCCUACCCAGGCCUCACUUCACAGAAGCAACCCGACCGAGUCCAUAGACUAGGAACUGAGAGGAAUCCGUGCCACCACGAGAUGGCUUACUACCUGCGUGUGCCAUCAGGUGAGGGCUACGUGGGUGUGUGUGACUGAGUAGGGAGCAGGGUUUGGAAUUAGCUCCAGUUUCUUCAUCAGUGUACAGAAGCCUUGCCUUUUGCUGACAGCAGGGGAAUGAAAGUAUAAAAGUACUACCAAAAAAGAUCACAGCUGGAGGUGGUAAUCCUAGCAUUGGGGGAGGAUGGGGACAGAGGCAAGACGACUGUGAGUUCUAAGCCAGCCUGGGCUCAUAGAGACUGUCUCAAAAAAAAAAAGCCGUCCCAUAA
Molecule: messenger RNA, 5832 nt
Organism: Castor canadensis (American beaver)
Lineage: Eukaryota; Metazoa; Chordata; Mammalia; Rodentia; Castoridae
Gene: Mthfr
Product: methylenetetrahydrofolate reductase
Biological process (GO): tetrahydrofolate interconversion
Cellular component (GO): cytosol
Molecular function (GO): methylenetetrahydrofolate reductase [NAD(P)H] activity; FAD binding
Source: RefSeq, a predicted model, not a curated record